CUUGGCCAAAACAGGAAGCAAAUAUAGGAGGGGAAGCUGAGCUCAAGCAGUCGGAAACUGGGUUGCCUACAGCAAAGAAUUGGGAACAGGAGCAAGACAGCCUUAGCUGCUGGCAGAGCAAACAUGGAUCCGAUGGCUUCAGCAGGACCCAUGGACAAUUCUGUGUUUGUGCGGGCACCCCACAACAGCUAUCCUGCGACCCAAGAAGGCAUGUGUCAGGUGGCCCUGUAUCCAAGCAACCAGCCCCAAGUACACCUACUUCCUGUGAACCCACCAGGUUUGAAACCAUCUGUGAGUGAGCAACCUGUCCGGAGAGCUUUGAAGGAGGGCAAAGCCUUAGGGGCCAUCCAGAUCCUGAUUGGCCUGAUACACAUCAGCCUCGGUUCCAUCAUGGCCACUGUACUCUCUGGACACUAUGCAGCUAUCUCACUCUAUGGAGGCUUUCCCUUCUGGGGAGGCAUCUGGUUCAUUGUUUCAGGAUCCCUCUCAGUGUCAGCAGAAAAUCAGCCGAAAUCUUCUUGCCUGCUGAAUGGCAGCUUGGGCUUGAACACCGUCAGUGCAAUCUGUUCUGUGGUUGGAAUCAUACUCUUCAUCAUGGAUAUGAGUCUCGCCCCCACCUAUGCCUACUCUCUCUCUUAUUCCCACUAUGCCACCUGGGGUGUGACCCCUGGCAUGGCUAUUUCUGGUGUGCUGCUCAUCUUCUGCCUCCUGGAGUUCUGCGUAGCAUGUGCAUCUUCCCACUUUGGCUGCCAACUGGUCUGCUGUCAGCACAACUACGUGGGUGUGGUCCUCCCGAAUAUCUGUGUGGCAAAUCCAGGGGUCAUCCCAGAACCAGUGAACUUGCCACCAACUUAUUUCAACGAGGUCCAGGGCUCCAGAUAAGCAAAGCCAAAGCUUCUAGAAGCAUCUUUCAGAGACCAAAAGAAGA
Callorhinus ursinus (northern fur seal) is the source of this 928-nucleotide messenger RNA. NCBI's taxonomy places the organism in Eukaryota, Metazoa, Chordata, Mammalia, Carnivora, Otariidae. The record is from RefSeq and is a predicted model, not a curated record.